This is a messenger RNA of Micropterus salmoides (largemouth bass), 2267 nucleotides long. RefSeq names its product interferon stimulated exonuclease gene 20-like 2 (gene isg20l2). The record is from RefSeq and is a predicted model, not a curated record. NCBI's taxonomy places the organism in Eukaryota, Metazoa, Chordata, Actinopteri, Centrarchiformes, Centrarchidae. Gene Ontology annotation, cellular component: nucleus. Gene Ontology annotation, molecular function: nucleic acid binding; 3'-5'-RNA exonuclease activity. The coding region runs from base 235 to 1233 and encodes 332 amino acids. The transcript has 4 exons.
CAACAUGACCCGGAUAUUGAUGGUUAGUUGUGCGUGAGGCGACGCGUGUAGUGCGGUCCACAGUGUGCAGCAGGUCUGGUUUAUAUUUCAUAUAAAGGAUGCUGCAUUUAAACAUGUUUCAGCUGAUACAAACUGGACUGCAAAAGGUGAUGACCUAUUGAGGACGUCAAAAUAAGCAAAUUACACCAUUGUGCAUUGAUUAAACAUUAUUAUUGACGUCUGCUGGACAUAACCAUGUCGGACAUUACGAUCAACUUGUGCUCUUCUGAUAACACAGCACAGAGGAGAACACCAGCAGGAAACCGAAAGAGGAAAAACAUCUGGCAUCGUAGGAAGAUGCAGUAUUUAGAGCGCAAGGGCUACAUGGAAGGUAAACAUAACUACAACCACAGAAUGGGACAGUACAGACAUGACCAAGGCCCACCACGCCCAAACGGAGCAGCCGCACAGCGCCCGUCACUUCCCACUUCCACACACAACAAAAAUAUACCUCAUCCGAGCAGCACAGCCGGCGCCUCACACUGUAGCUCCAAGCCUUCAACAUCCACACACAGCAUGCCUUCCUUUACUGCCACUGUGGACAGAAUAGGCCACCAAGAAAAGCCAAAGGGACCAGUGAACAGAGAGUCAACAGCCGCCACACCCUCAGUAUCAAGCAACCGUAAACCCACAGCCAAACAGACAUCAACAGGAAUCCCCACAAAGUACCUCGCUAUCGACUGUGAGAUGGUGGGAACGGGACCAAAGGGGAGCAUCAGCCAGCUUGCACGCUGCAGUAUAGUGUCCUAUGAAGGGGACGUGGUUUACGACAAAUUCAUCAACCCCGCCAUGCCUGUUACUGACUACCGCACCCGAUGGAGCGGCAUCCGGCGCAGUGACCUCACCAAUGCCACGCCGUAUGCUGUGGCCAGGAAGGAGAUACUGAAGCUGCUCAUGGGAAAGGUGGUGAUCGGCCACGCCAUCCACAAUGACUUCAAGGUCCUCAGUUACUCUCACCCUGGAGUCUUGACCAGAGACACGUCUCGAAUCCCUCUGCUCAACCUGAAGGCCGGCUUUGCCGUUAACGACUGUGCCUCACUGAAGAGACUCACAAAGGCCAUCUUCAACCGUGACAUCCAGACCGGGAGGAAGGGACACUCUUCUGUGGAGGAUGCCAGGGCCACGAUGGAGCUUUAUAAAGUGGUGGAGGAGGAGUGGGAGAGGAAUCUGGCCACCAAAGCACAGGCCACUUAGUGCCAGAUUUGAAGAAGCAACAUGGAAAUAAACUUUUAAGUUGACAUUUGGUGUGGCAGGUAUGUGGUUUGGAUCGACUGACUCCCUACCUUGUUACUGGUAACUUCUACUGUCCUGUCGACGUGUGAAUGAAGAUACCAGGAAACUGUUCCCGCUCAUUCAGUGUACUGGAUAAACUGCGACCAGCUGCCUGAAAUUCAAAACUGUUAUGUUAUCAUGGGAGAAGAAUAUAAUAACUGUUGGGUCAGCCCUUCAGUUUCAUUCUUUCUCAGGGUUUGCAUUGUGUUUAAAAGGUGCUCCUGCCACUAGGGGGCAGUCAUGUAAUUAUUCAAGCAACAGCUGUACCUUUAUUGAAACUGUGCUUAAGUGAUGUACAAAGAACUUGUGUUAAGGUGAAGUGUUCAACUCAGUCAUGCUGUGGUGUAUAUUCCUCCUCUCGCCAGUUGAGCAUGGUGAUAGACAUUUUAAGUCUGACCAUUGAGCUCUGUCACCCAUCAGUUUAAAGUUUUUAUAUUAUUAAUUAUUUUUAGGUACAAAAUUGAGACAAAAUACUCUCCUGUUGUUCAUCUUCGAUCAACCAAUCAUGUUCUUCAGGUAAAAGGAAGCCGGGGUUUUAGAAAUAAUGAGUUCCUGCAUGUGGCUUUUAUGGAUAAGAAUUUUUUCAGACUAACCAGCAGCCUUACAGUUGAAGUAUUAUAUAAUUUCCACACACAUGUUUUGAAAUGUGACUAAAAUACUUAAUUAUAUUUUAUGUAAAAGGAUGGACCGUUGCCAAAAAACUAAACAAAACAUGAUUAUAUGAACUCAUAAAACCCACAGGAUCUAGUUUACGAGAGCAGGAGACCUAAAUUUCAAAUCAACAAUUAUUGGAAAAAUAUUUAAACACCUGAUUUCCACUCAAAUUUACCUGAUAAUGGAGGGCCAAACCCCCGAAUCCCAGAAAAUGUAGGACAUGUCCUCAGUGGUAGCUACAGCACUCACGUUCUUCUAAUCUCCUUGUACAUACUGUCUUCAUAAAACUACUUGUUGCAGCA